Uranotaenia lowii is the source of this 4035-nucleotide messenger RNA. RefSeq names its product ubiquitin-protein ligase E3A (gene Ube3a). NCBI's taxonomy places the organism in Eukaryota, Metazoa, Arthropoda, Insecta, Diptera, Culicidae. The record is from RefSeq and is a predicted model, not a curated record. Bases 336 to 3632 code for a protein of 1098 amino acids. The transcript has 6 exons. Gene Ontology annotation, biological process: protein polyubiquitination. Gene Ontology annotation, molecular function: ubiquitin protein ligase activity.
CUUGUCAGUCACUUUGCAAUUUCCAAACAUUCAUCAUUUUUGUAGCCAAUUUUAGUCCUUGUUCGUAAAAAGUUAACUUUUUGCCAUUAUCUGGAGUUAGUAACAAUCGCUGUGGUGGCACUGGCAGUUUGUUUACGAUUCUGGCUGUGUUUGGAUUAAGCCGAACGGAGUGACCACCGUAUUCCACAGAAGGAUCAAAUCAAGUAAGACUGAACUGAACGAGUAAGAUAUCCCUUAUCGAUAGCAGGGAUUCGCUUAUCCGAAACGUUAUUUCAUCAGAAAAUUAGUGGAACUAAAGUUGUGGCUAAGCUGGAGGUCCCGCAUCGCUUGAUUCUAUGAACAAGGACGAUCCGGGUAAAGUUGACGGCGAUUCCAGCAGAAUCGAUGAAGAAUCGUCGUCAUCCAGUGAGCGGAAACAUCACAGUGAAAAAACUACUGCAGCCACCGGUAGCACCACAGUACCCAGCAAAGCCCUAGCUUCCAACAGCAGCACCAACAUCAACGCCUCUAACCUCAGAUCUGUUGCUUCCGGCUCGUCAAAAGCAGGACCCUCUACGACCACCGCGAGCACCGGUAGCGGCAACGAAUCAGAAGACAUGAAACGCGCUUCGGCUAAAAAGUUGAUCGAGCGGUACUUUUACCAGCUCGUCGAUGGUUGUGGAAAUCCGAAAUGUGGCAACAAGUACUGUGCCUCCAGCGGCAAGGUCGAGAAGCUGAGUCCGAAUGCGGCCGCUGCUCGAGCCAUCCAGUUGUUUACGCAGGAAGCCGAACUGUGCGAGUUUCACCCAUCCAAAAUGCCCAAGACCAUGACCAGCCCAUCGACGUCCUCGUCGUCCGGAACUAGGACCGAUCAAUCCGCUCCGAUAAACCGGAUGGAUGAGGGAAAUGUAGGCGGCGGCAAUGUUUCUGCUGGCAGCUCUUCUAGGUCCAGCUCGGGAUUGGACGACUCUACGGUUAGCACCGAGGCAGGAACAACUUGGGGAACAAUGGGAAAAAAUGUCGAUAUGGAUGAUGUUAACGAAAGUUCUAAUCUCGACAUGGAUUCCAUGGAUGAAGACGAGCAGCAUGAGGCAAGUGCUCGCAAGAAUCAAAACCAGCACUACGAAGGCGGCGGGGGCGGCGAUGAGAUCAAAGCGACCAGUAGUCCGUACGCCCUGCGUAGCAGCACUACUAGUCACAACAAUGGUGGUUCUCCGUUUGCCGGCAGUAGCAGUAGCGGAAAAUCGUCCAAGAACAACGAAACCGGUACGACCGGUACAAUUAGCUGUAGGAAAAAAAUGUCCGCCCCAGAUGGGUCUUCCAAGGACUGCAACAAAAAGCAGCGCGAUACCUCACCGGUUGACUAUCUGGACGAAGCUAAGCUUCAGGACAUAAUCAAAGCAUGUGAUCGCGAUAACUCGGACAUAGCGUUAAUUCGAACCCUCGGUGCCAUUUUUUCCUCCUAUCAAUCACUAGCGAUAAGCUUUCAGAAGAAACCUAGCUCUAGCAUCGAUGCCAUGCUGGAGAAAGCUCCGGAAGAUUUGAAAAAUCUUAAAAAAGAAGACCUCCGAACGCUUGAAGGCGACCUCGACAAGGACGAAGACAGUUCGGCCGAGCAAGUGCCGGAGGUGAAGGACAAACAUUACACCUCAGUGGAUCUGGCCAGUCUUCGAAGGUCGAUAAGCUGGCUUCUCAAACAGAAGAGCUCAGUCUUUGGUCCCAUCAACAAUGCCUUACAAUCACUCGGUCAAUCUCUUAGUAUUGAUUUGCGCGUGCAUCUGACUCAAAACGAAGACAUUGAGCAGGUCAUAACAGCACUGGUGAUAGUGUUUGAAGUAUUUCAAAUAGGAACGGCCGAAUUUCUAGAGGUCUCCAUGCCACAGAUUUGUUCAGCCGUUUCCCAUCUGCCGAUAUGGGCACAGGCCCGUCUAGUUCAUAUUUGGGCCGAACAUUGCAAAGACGGAAUUCAACCUAUGCUGCAGUUACUGCAGCAAUUGAUCACCAUCUCAACGCUUUCGCUAAACUACUAUCGCGAUGUCAAGAUCCACGACAACGAAAUCGUUUGCAACGCGACGAAGGUUAUGAAGAUCGUAUUCUAUGCGAACAUCUUGGCUGGCGAGGUGGAUCCAAAGUUCUAUCGAGAAACUGAUCUCAGUGACAGUGCCCUACCCGCUUUCUUGUCGCUCAUUCCGGAAGACGAGGACCUCAUGUUCAACAGCAGCGGGGAUAGCAGCAAAGAUAAGAAAAAACAGCAACGUCUAGAAGAUCCGCUGGCGGUAGAACUGGACGUCAACAUACUGGAUUGUCGACGACCACAUGUUCCUUACGAAGAGUUCUAUAAUGAACCGUUGUGCGACGUUAUCGAGAUGGAUCAGGAUUAUUUAAACUACAAAAGCACUACCUCCGAUGGGGCAUUCUAUGCAGACUCGACCAAGAAAUUUAGCUUUAUGCUUUAUUCAUAUAUUCUGACACCGGCAACCAAAACCCUUGCCCUUUUCUACGAUUCCCGAAUCCGGAUGUACUCGGAGCGAAGGCUUAGCAUCCUCAAUCAACAGUUGGGCGCAGGGCUACAGAACGUGAAUCCAUUUUUGAAGUUGAAAAUCCGCCGAGAUCACAUUAUCGAUGAUGCGCUUGUCGAGUUGGAAAUGAUUGCAAUGUCAAACCCCAAGGAUUUGAAAAAGCAAUUAGUGGUAGAGUUUUCUGGCGAGCAAGGAAUCGAUGAGGGUGGUGUCUCGAAGGAAUUCUUCCAACUGAUUAUCGAGGAAAUUUUCAAUCCAGAUUAUGGAAUGUUCAUCAAUAACGAAGACACGAACACAGUUUGGUUCAAUUCAACAUCCUUCGAGAACGAGGCCCAAUUUACUUUGAUAGGAAUUGUGCUAGGUUUGGCAAUCUACAAUAAUAUUAUUUUGGCUGUCAAUUUCCCGAUGGUAGUCUAUCGAAAAUUAAUGGGAAUGAAGGGAUCGUUUGUCGAUUUAAAAGAUUGGAACCCGAUCCUCUACAACAGCCUCAAAUCCAUGCUGGACUAUCAGGAAAACGACAUGGAGGAAGUGUUCAUGCAGACCUUCAAGAUCUGCUACAAGGACGUAUUUGGAAACACGUUGGAUCACGAGCUGAAACCGGAUGGGGAUUCAUUUUUCGUGAAUCAGGACAACAAACAAGAAUUCGUCGAGCUGUACACUGAUUUCCUGCUCAAUCAAAGCAUCGAGAAACAGUUCCGUGCGUUCAAGCGGGGCUUCCAAAUGGUAACGGAUGAAAGUCCGCUGCAUCUGCUGUUCCGACCGGAAGAGAUCGAGCUCAUCGUUUGCGGCAGCAAGGAAUUCGACUUCAACGAACUGGAACAAUCGACCGAAUACGAGGGCGAUUUUACGGCGGAGUCUCAAACAAUCAAAGACUUCUGGGAAAUUGUGCAUGGUCUCUCGAUGGAUUCGAAACGAAAGCUGCUACAGUUCACCACCGGGUCCGACCGGGUGCCGGUUGGUGGUCUCAGCCGACUCAAGCUCGUCAUAGCCCGAAAUGGGCCUGACUGUGACCGGUUGCCGACCAGCCAUACAUGUUUUAAUGUAUUGCUUCUUCCUGAGUACAGUAGCAAGGAAAAGUUAGAGGAACGACUGCUGAAAGCCAUCAACUACUCGAAAGGUUUUGGCAUGCUUUAAAAAAGCAAGUGAUGUUUCUAUUGAAUUGCUUUUGCAAAAAAAAACGGUAGUAUAGAUCUGUAAACAUCUCACAAUGCUUUCUGAUGGUUGCAAAAUGUAAUUUAUGCAUGCGGAAUGUACAAAAAAGUGGAGGUAGUCAAAAUCAAUCUAAAUCUGGGCUCUUGUUGAGUCACUUUUUUUUAUUUUUUUUUCAGAAUUGUUUUAAGUUUUAUGACUAUGAUGUUUUUCGAUUAUAAUUCAAUAGGUGACCUUUUGUUGUAUUGAUUGAGUGAGUUUCAUUGCAAUUCGUUUUUGAUGGAGUCGACUUAUGAAAAUACGUUGAAGUGGAAACCCCCUUUCAGGUGAAAUCACAAUAAAUGACAUAUUUUGGAAAAUGUGCCCGAGCCAUAUUCAUCCCAGAAUA